Messenger RNA from Guyanagaster necrorhizus, 507 nucleotides. RefSeq lists its product as uncharacterized. Lineage: Eukaryota; Fungi; Basidiomycota; Agaricomycetes; Agaricales; Physalacriaceae. The record is from RefSeq and is a predicted model, not a curated record. The transcript has a single exon. The annotation marks the transcript as partial.
ACCCAGCAUGUCCUCCCUGGUCGUCGACUCAACCGUUCCUCUGCUUCCAAUUAUGACAGCCACAAUGAUGGCUCUCAGAGGCUUACGGAGACUGCAGUGAACUUCCUUGCCAAUUGCCACAUCAACACCAUCAUCAGUUUUAACCAGUAUCCAUACAUCCAUAACGAGAUAGUCCUGCUGGCCAAAGCUAACGUCACCUACCACCACUUUUCCCUCCAGGACCAUCAAUCUCCCACUAUUUAUCAGGCCAUUGAUUUCCAUAGGUUCAUGCCCAAUGCAUCCACGCCUGUGCAUUGUGGAUAUAGUUAUGGAAGGACGGGCACCGGCAUAACAGCUCUUCAGUUAUUUGCUACAUGGGGCGUCCAACCCGUGGAGACUCACUGGAUGUCUAUCAAUCACGUUGAGGAACGAAGUCAGAUAUUGGUGCUCAGGCAGCUUCACGACCGGUACCGGGGAAAGGGCGACCGUGGCCAAUACGGAGAUAGCGAUUAUAAGGACGAGCUCUGA